AUGGCCAUGCAGGUCUCAUUGCGCACCCACCCACUCGUUCUCUGUCUUUCAAUCCAUCAGUCCAACCAGGCAGGAGAAUUCCGUAAGUUCCGUUUCGCUGAGGCAGUUGGGAUUGAAAUGGGAGGGUGCAGAGUCCAAAUGCUGGCGUCGUCGUUGCCGCGACUGGCGCCGAUGGUGAUGAUGGUGAUCGCGUCCCUCUUAUUGCUUGGGGCAGCUGAAGCCGCCGUGGACUGCGCCACGGUGAGAGCGCUCGUGUCGACGUGCUCCGCGUUCAUAGCCUACGGGACGCCGGACCCGUACCCGGGGACGCCGUGCUGCGAUGCCAUGACCACCCUCAACAUGGUGGCGGAGCCCCUGGAGGACCGGCGUGCUGUGUGCUCGUGCCUCAUGGGCCUCAUCAACGCCUACAGCCCGAACGCCACUGCGAUCGCUACCCUUGCCGGGUUCUGCGGGGUCUCUCUCGGGUUCAGCAUCAGCCCGAACACCGACUGCAACUAG
Eucalyptus grandis is the source of this 498-nucleotide messenger RNA. Its product is annotated as putative non-specific lipid-transfer protein 14. Gene Ontology annotation, cellular component: membrane. The transcript has a single exon. Gene Ontology annotation, molecular function: lipid binding. The record is from RefSeq and is a predicted model, not a curated record. Bases 1 to 498 code for a protein of 165 amino acids. Gene Ontology annotation, biological process: lipid transport. NCBI's taxonomy places the organism in Eukaryota, Viridiplantae, Streptophyta, Magnoliopsida, Myrtales, Myrtaceae.